Molecule: messenger RNA, 384 nt
Organism: Trichoplax adhaerens
Lineage: Eukaryota; Metazoa; Placozoa; Uniplacotomia; Trichoplacea; Trichoplacidae
Exons: 2
Biological process (GO): anatomical structure morphogenesis; regulation of transcription by RNA polymerase II; cell differentiation
Molecular function (GO): DNA-binding transcription factor activity, RNA polymerase II-specific; RNA polymerase II cis-regulatory region sequence-specific DNA binding
Source: RefSeq, a predicted model, not a curated record
AUGGACAAGGAUCAAACUGUUAGCGUUAAAAGUAAAGGUACUAAUCAAUUGAGUCAAAAGGUGAAGACAAGGCGAUUAUCUCGACGUGGCAAACCGCCAUACUCGUAUAUCGCGCUGAUUGCGAUGGCGAUUGUAAACUCUCCAAACAAGAAAUUGACCUUAUGUGAUAUUUAUCAAUUCAUAGCCAAGCACUUUCCUUAUUACAGCCUAUCAUGUAAAAGUUGGCAAAAUUCAAUCAGGCAUAAUUUAACUCUAAAUGAUUGCUUUAUCAAAUUGCCACGUGAGACGAACCAGCCCGGCAAAGGCCAUUACUGGGCUUUGGAUCCAUCUAGCGAAGGCAUGUUCGAUAGCGGAAGUUUCCUCAGGCGUCGAAAACGAUUUAAA